AUGAACCUGAACGCUCUGUUCCAGCAAAUCCAGUUCACAGAGAAGCAGGCGAGGGAGAAGAGGAACUUCAUCCAGCAAGCUAAAUGCGACAUAAAUAGAAGUUACGAAAGAAUUAACCAAAUAAAAGAAGAGCUGAGCACUGCAAAAAUUAACUUAGAAACCAAGGUUCAGCAACUGUCUGCAAAGCAGUUCAAUGCAGAAAUUUUGAAGAAACAUGAAGACAGCUUAGAAAAGCAAAAAGCUGAACUUAUUAAUCAAAGAUCCAGUCUUCUUAAAAUCAUGGCAGAUGCAAAGAGAAAAAUUACUGAGGAGGAAGAUAAUUUUACCAGAGAAGUAACAGAGUUUAACAGUGAAUAUGGACUAACAAGUAAUAGAGAUCUUCUUCUUAAAAAGAAAGUCAAGACUGAAAUAAAUGAUUUAGAGAAUGAGGCAGCUCUGUUGAAAAAUGAAAUGGAGUCAAUGGAACAUAAAAAUGUUCAGUUAAAUGCACUCCAGCUGCAGAAGAAUGAAUUAAAGCAGGAUUUAUUUACUCUCCAAAGUGAGCUCAAAGACCUUGAGAAACUCAUCAGGGAGGCUGAAAGAAUGACGAAAGUCUUAGAAGCAGAAAAAGUUCAAGUCACUGAAAAACCUCAGACUGAUCCUGAAUGUUUAAGACUUAAGAAAGAGUUGGAAAAAUGCAAAGAUGAUAGUUGGGAAAGUGUCUGUGAGACUCUUCAAACAGAAAUUGAAAUUCUGCAAAUGAAUUUGUCACAAAAGAAGUCUUCAGGGAAGUGA
This is a messenger RNA of Hirundo rustica (Barn swallow), 774 nucleotides long. RefSeq names its product coiled-coil domain containing 172 (gene CCDC172). NCBI's taxonomy places the organism in Eukaryota, Metazoa, Chordata, Aves, Passeriformes, Hirundinidae. The record is from RefSeq and is a predicted model, not a curated record. Bases 1 to 774 code for a protein of 257 amino acids. Gene Ontology annotation, cellular component: cytoplasm. The transcript is spliced from 8 exons.